Messenger RNA from Serpula lacrymans var. lacrymans S7.9, 2424 nucleotides. RefSeq lists its product as uncharacterized. Gene Ontology annotation, biological process: prenylated protein catabolic process; prenylcysteine catabolic process. The transcript is spliced from 8 exons. The record is from RefSeq and is a predicted model, not a curated record. Lineage: Eukaryota; Fungi; Basidiomycota; Agaricomycetes; Boletales; Serpulaceae. Gene Ontology annotation, molecular function: prenylcysteine oxidase activity. Bases 1 to 1680 code for a protein of 559 amino acids.
AUGCGCUCACUACCCCACCUCCUUAUAUGCUGCCUCCUCUCCAGCUCAGCCCUCGCCUUCCAGUUCUCUUUCUCCGUUCCCUUCUUCAAAUCAAGCCAGGCCAUCCUCGACGAACAACAGGAUAAUGGCGGUCCACCUAGGAUAGCCAUCGUCGGCGCCGGCGCUGCAGGUUCGUCUGCUGCGUUCUGGAUAGGUAAGGCGAGAGAGCGGUUUGGGAUCGAUGUUGAGGUGGAUGUGUAUGAGAGGAGUGAUUAUGUAGGCGGACGAAGCACGACUGUAUACCCAUACGGCGAUACUAACCUGCCCCCCGUCGAACUGGGGGCAUCGAUAUUUGUGGAGGCUAACAAGAAUCUCAUGCGCGCAUCCAAGGAGUUCAAUCUUACACUGGCUAAGUUUGAGGACGAUGAUUCUGAUACUGGCAUAUGGGACGGACAGAACUUUAUCGUCGUCAUGAAAAGCGGCGGCUUUUUCAAAAGCUGGUGGAGCACCCUGAAGGUGCUAUGGAGAUACGGCUACACUGCCCCCACACAAACACGUACAUUCGUGCAGAACAUGGUAAAACAAUUUGGCAGACUCUACGUGACGGAGUCUCCCAGAUGGGAUGAUAUCGCAGAUCUCGCUGCCCGAUUUGAGUGGACAGCCCUCGCGAACCAUACCACAGCGGAGUACCUCGACUCCAAAGGCGUCUCCCCCAAGUUUUCGCGAGAGGUGGUGGAAGCCGCUACACGCGUUAACUACGGACAGAAUGUGGACGAAAUCCAUGCGUUGGAAGGCGCUGCGUCUAUGGCUGCCACCGGCGCAUCUGGCGUCGCGACGGGGAACUAUAAGAUAUUCGAGCAAUUCAUUGAGCGAUCUGGCGCGACCUUGCAUCUCGGAACCACCGUGAAAGAAAUCAAACGCAAAGCACCCUCAUCCUCCCUUUGGUCUGUCGUCACCACCUCUGGCAGCACAAAAACCUACAAAGGCGUCAUCCUCGCCUCUCCCUUCCACUUCUCGCACAUCACGCUCCCCACUGACCUAGCAGACCUCAUACCAGAGCAGCCAUACGUCCAUCUACACGUGACGCUCCUCGCGACGCGUUCUCCGCAUGCUAGCGCGGAGUAUUUUGGGCUGGGGGAGAAGGAGGAGGUGCCCCAGACGGUGCUGACGACGUAUGAGGGAGUGAGGAAAGGAGGGAAGGAGCCUGAGUUCAAUUCAUUGAGUUAUCAUGGGGUGAUUAACCGCACGAGGGCUGCAGAGGGCGAAGGCGAGGAAGCGGUGGAGGAAGAGGAGGUGAAGGAGUAUGUGGUGAAGAUAUUCUCGAAGGAGACUGUUUCUGAUGAGUGGUUGGAGAGGAUAUUUGGGCAUGUUGGGUGGGUGUAUAGGAAGGAGUGGGAUGCUUAUCCGAAAUUGCCACCUGCGAGCGUGUUUCCCCCUGUGAAGCUAGACCAGGGACUGUAUUACGUGAAUUCAUUCGAGCCGUUCAUCUCAACGAUGGAAACGGAAACCAUCGCCUCGCGCAACGUCGUCGACCUCCUUUUGCACGAAGAGUUCGGUUCUGGGAUCUGCGGGUCUUUGCUCUCGAGCGUAGGUUCGGAGGAGGCGUACGGCGCUGGUGCGAGUAAGGAGGGCGCUGGGGCGAGGGGUAAGGGAGGGGAUGAGAAGGGGGGUGAGGAGUUUGUGCUGGGGUGGGAUUGUUAAUGUUGGUGUUGGUGUUGGUGGGUGGUGGUGCUUGGCGGGUGACGAUGCGAGUGGAGUGGAUUGGCAUUAAGAUUAGGAUUAUAUAUCAUCGAGCGUUCAUGGAGUUUGUUAUGGAAUUUUGUUAUUCAUUUGUUAUUCGAAUCAGUUUGGAGAGACGGUCAACGAACGGUUGUAUGUACAGAACUCUACGCGUAGACGAGGAGCCGAGGUAGCACGUUUCGACACUUCUGACGCUUGUGAAACUUUGUAACUUGUAUAGUGUAGUAAUAUAACCAGAAUCUAGCGCGGUGAUCCAGCCGGAAAUAAUAGACAGCGACGGAAAGAGAUAUACUUGAUAUCCGAAGAACAAAGAACAGAAAGGGAGAAAGAGACCAGGAGUAAAAAGAGAAAGACGCAGAGACGGAGAGACGGAGGCAGAGCUCGAGUGUAAAUAUGUUAAACAUUGAAAAAAUGGGACAAGGAAACAAUGCAAGGUGAAUUAUUAAAUAGGUGAUUUAGGUACAGGAUGUGAUCGAGAAAAUUGUGGUAGUAGUCGUUGGUGGUGGUUUGGUAGUUGGUAGAUGGUGGUUUGGUAGGUUGUUGGUAGUUGUAGUUGGUAGAUAUCGACAGUCGUAGGUGACAGAUACUUGGAUACUUUGGCGGUGGUAAUUUAAAUACGGAAGAAACGACUAUGACGAUUGGUUGUGGUGUGGAGAUAUUGAUAUUUCCUGGUGGUAGGUGCCGGUUUGUUCUCCCCCCCUCCCC